AGAGUAAGCUUUGAAGAUGGCCAGCAGCGACAGCGCACCGACAGCAGAGCCUGUCCAAACACAGCAGAGCGACACUUACGAUAAAAAAUGUAUUUUCUGCAAAAUUGUGAACGGGGAGAUGGACACUGAGCUCCUGCACCAUGAUGAAGAAAUAUCCUGUUUCAGAGACAUAAGACCUGGGGCUCCUCAUCACUAUCUCAUUGUGCCAACAAAACAUGUAGGGAAUUGUAAAUCGCUUCGAAAAGAACAUAUUUCACUAGUGGAAAAGUUGGUGGAAACUGGGAAAGAUAUUCUUCAGAAGAACAAUGUCACGGAUUUAAGUGAUGUCAGGUUUGGGUUCCACUGGCCUCCAUUCCACUCUGUUGUACAUCUGCAUCUCCAUGUUCUGGCACCUGUCAGUCAAAUGGGCUUCAUGUCUCGCUUGAUCUUCCGUCCGGGCUCCUAUUGGUUUAUUACGGCAGACCAGUUGCUCCAACGACUGAACUCGAUGGACUAAGAGGAGUGAGAAAACUAUCACUUAUCUUGAUGCUGGGGAUGUAAGUGGAUCUACUGUGUGGACAAGAGGUGAUGUUUAAGUGCCUCAAACCUUUAAUGAUUAUUUAGGCAUUAGUGUUUGCAUGUGAGCCAACAAGACAAACUAAAUUUGCAGCUACAUUAAAAUCCUGUUUAGAGCUGAACUUGAGUAAUAGUUAUUUUGGCUGUUAAAGUGAACUGUUUAAUGAAUGCUUGAGAUUAUUUCCUCUUGUAUAUCACUAUUCCUGAUUGAUGUGUAAUUCAACUAUUACUCAUGCCUACGUGAGCAACUACACACAGAGAAUAGUUCUUACACAGAGAUAGAGAUGUACACAUCCUCCCCAUCUUAUCAUCUUCCAAAAUACUUGUAUAUCAAGGGUGUGAUGAGUUGAUAAGUGUUUUAAAAAUGUAACUCAUUCCAAUGGAAAUCAAUCUGAAUAUACAUGACCUAAUUAGAAUAAACAUUAACAUUACCUAAGAGCAGUUAAUAUACAAUGUAACCAGGUUGAAACCAAGUUGAGCCUGGUCACCAUCACUACAACCUUUUUUUUUAAAUAAAUGACCAUUUAUAAAAGAAAAAAAAACUGUCUUUUACAGGAUUGAGUGUUGUCUAGUACUUGUGAAUGCUGCCUUGUAAAUAUAACAAUCAAAACAUCAUAACCAGUGAAGGAUAUAAACAUAUGACCAGAACACGUACUGUAGUAUUCCAGUGUUUUUACAAGCUUUCAUAUGAGCCAAGAGCCUUGCUAUUAUAACUAUUUAACAUCAACAUAGUAUACCAGAUCCUAUUUGUGUAGUGCACCUCUACUUGUACUUGAUUGAAUGGAUAUGUGUGGGUGAAAUAAGUACUGCUUACUCAUUGGAUGCAUUCAAUCCUCAUUAGACUUUCAUAGUCUAGCCUGAGUGCUGUAUUGCAAAACAUGAAUGAUUAAUGUUGUUAAAAAUGCAAGAAUGUAAAUUGAUUACUUUUGUGAAUGUAUAUAUAAUAAUUUAAAUUAAAUUGACUUAAAACCUGAAA
Molecule: messenger RNA, 1531 nt
Organism: Colossoma macropomum (tambaqui)
Lineage: Eukaryota; Metazoa; Chordata; Actinopteri; Characiformes; Serrasalmidae
Gene: hint3
Product: histidine triad nucleotide binding protein 3
Exons: 5
Coding region: 17-496 (159 amino acids)
Molecular function (GO): catalytic activity
Source: RefSeq, a predicted model, not a curated record